GUUUUAAGUCAAACUGGUUAUUUUUAUUGUAGUUUCAUUCUGAAUUAGAAUGUCGGAGAAGGAACUUUGUACUCGUGAUUUAACAAUAUUAGAAUUGUUGUUUGAUAAGAAUCAUUCUGAGGGUGGUCUAGAAGAUUUUGUACAACCAGUGAAAGAUAAAAUUAAUGUGAAAGAUAAUGAAGAGGAAGGAACAGAAAAUAUUAAAAAGUCUAAGCGUUUAGAAGUUCAAGGCAUUGAAUUGACUGAAAAAGGAAAACUUGCAGACGCAUUAAUGAAGUUUAAUGCAGCAAUAGAAAUGGCACCAAAUCGACCAUCACCUUAUAAUAACCGAGCUCAACUUCAUAGAUUUAUGAAACGAGAUAAUUUGGCAUUUUGCGAUCUUAAUAAAGCAAUUGAAUUAUCAAGUGAAUGUUUUCCUUUAACCAAGUCUAAUGCAUUAUGUCAACGAGGAAUCUUAAGAAGGAAGCUUGGUGAUGAUGAUGCAGCACGAAAUGAUUUCAAUGAAAGUGCACAAUUAGGAUCGACUUUUGCUCGUCAACAACUGAUCGUUCUUAAUCCUUACGCUCAAUUAUGCAAUCAAAUGGUUACAAAAUUAAUGACAGAAUAAACGUAAUAAAAGUCAAUAUAGAAAUUUAAUACAUAAAUAUUUGCAUGUAAGUAUAUAUAAUAUCUAUUUUAUUUCUUUAUUAUGACACAAAUAAAACACAAAAUAAAAUCUUUUUCCUAUUUAUAUUCCUUUCCGGAUAUCUGAUACAGAACUCACAAUAUAGAAACAGCUGAAGGGAAAGAAAAAAUAAUGUUGUAUCAAAAACAUUUUGUUUCAGAAUUCGAGCCAGAUGCAGCAUAUCUAUAUUCCUAUCCUUAUCUAUAUACAGUUAUUAAUUAAUUUAAUUGUCGUGAUUUUAAAGUGUCAAAGCUCUUGCGUAUUUUUUAGAUUUUCCCCUGCCACAUUAAUACCACCAAAACUACAAAUCCUAUGAUGCAGAUAAUAUAAAAGGAAAUGAUACAUUUAACAUUCGCAAGAAGAUCAUGAAACGACUGAUGUUUGUUGAGUGUCAUUUGACUUGGUUUAUUUGUCAACUUUAGGAACUUUAAGUUUUUGCAAUUCUUUUGAAAGCAACGAUAAGCGUUUUCUGUAAUAUUUUUAGCUGUGCUGUCAGUCAUUUGAAAAUCUUCUAAAUUUGGACAUGCACUAGUUAUAAUAUCCACGAUUGUAUCAUCAAUGAAAUCAAUUGAGUGAUGAAUAUGAAUUCUCUUAAUAUUUGUAUUGUUUCGUAAAAAUUCCAACCAGUCACUACCGGAAUUUUUCGUGUAACAAUAUUGAAGGCUUAUCGAUUCAAAAUAUUCAGAACAUUUUAUACUCUUAAGCAAUCCUUGAAAGUAGUCAGUGAUUUUCAAAUUUUUCAAUUUGAUAAGUUGUGGAAGUUGAUUUAAAACAUCAUCAGAAUAAUCACAAGCUAAUUCAAGAUGUGUCAAAUUAGGGAGGCAAUGAAGUAAACUAACAAGUAAAUUAUUAUUACCACGUGAUUCAUUUUCAAACACCAACUUUGUGAUGCUUCUAUUAUUAAAUUGAAAUUUUUCAGAAUCUUUUAAUGAACAUUUGUUUACGAGAAGAUUGACUGAUAACAAAUGAUCCAUUGUCAUAAUGUGACGUAUCAUUUCAUCACAAAGUUUCUCAUCAUGCGCAUGAUGAAGACUGUUACGAAGAUCGAGAGCUAAUUUUACUUCUUUAAAAAGCUUUUGAUGACAGAAAAAUGUCGAGAAUUUUUCGAGAUUCAACGAGUAUCCAUUGUACUCGAUAUUAAUUUUCUCUAAUUUGAAUUUCACAUCGUUUAGAGAUUCGUAAGAGAAGAGUGCACUGUGCGAGUCUAAGCCAAUUAAUUCCAGUUGCUCUAAUGCUCUUUGGUUGAGAAUGAAGUCGUUGAUUGAUUUUAUUUUCUUAUUGAUGAAGAACAGCGAACUGAGAGAGAUUGACUUAAGUGUUUUGCAAUCUUGAAAAAUCUUAAAAAUUUGUGGGCUGGUAUCGAGAAAUGAAUGAAUUUUGAGAUGUUUGAGACUAGGAAGAGAUGCAACAUCACUGUCAUCUAAUGGUUCAUCCAUUUUUGCAGUUCGAUAUCCAUCAAUCUCCACAAAUACUAAACGAUGAGUUAAUUUAAUUAAAUUACUCAACUGCUUCAAAUCCAUACAAUCAGAUUUAAUUCGAAUACAUCGUGCAUUGAUUUGUUUCUUAAACAAUUGAAGCCAUUUAUUUCCCAAUCGAUCAGUAUGCUCUUUAUUGAAGUUUAUCAAGAUGUAGUUAUGAUAAAGACGAUUCGUUUCUAACAGUAUGUUAAAAUCUCGAUCAUCCUUAUAAGUGAAUCUUUGCACCUUAUUGUAGUUUAGAUAUUGAAAAUCGAUGCGAAUACUAGGAUAUUUUAUUGGCAAAAAAUCAAUGAUCACUUGGUUGAACUUUUUACAUGAUUUUGCGGCGCUUAAAAGGUCACGACUAUUCAGAUGAUUAAAUAUGAGAACAAGACUUUCAGUCGGCAA
This is a messenger RNA of Clunio marinus, 2529 nucleotides long. The record is from the annotation of a GenBank genome assembly. NCBI's taxonomy places the organism in Eukaryota, Metazoa, Arthropoda, Insecta, Diptera, Chironomidae.